AUGAAGUGUCAUAGGGAAUCUCCUGAAAUACUCGAAUUGAGUAAGGUCAUUGUCGUUGGAGCUGCAUUUAGUGGAAUAUUUGAAAUUAUAAAGUUAUGUCUUGAGCAAUGUCCGGAAUUGAUGUGGGAUGAAGAAUUCACAAAACAACUGAUUGAAGGAGUUGUGAGGGCACGGCAUGUUGAGUUGUUUAGACUAUUGAAUGCAUACAACAAAAUCCGAAGAUUGAUGUACGGCUUGAAAACGAACUGCGACCUGAUGAAGGCAGUAGUAGAAUGGUCAUCAGCAUGCGUACCGGCUGAUGUUUCUGGGUCAGCUUUUCUUAUGCAAAGGGAACUUCAAUGGUUUGAGGUACUGGAAGAUGGGAGCUCUCCUUUACUUCGAAGUCUACAAGUUAAGAUGGAGCAAGAUGAGAGCGAUCCUUCUUCUGAAAGUCCGAAAUUGGAACCAAGGGAAAGGACGUACUGGGAUCGUUUUGUAGAACAGCGCAAAGAUUUGCUCCAAGAGGCAGGACGAUGGAUGAAGGAUACAUCAUCAUCUUGUAGCCUUGUAGCUACUCUCAUCAUUACAGUAGCUUUUGCUGCAGUUGUUACUUUUCCUGGAAGCAACGACAAUACAGGGAUCCCAAUCUUUUCAAAGAAGACCUCAUUCACGGUAUUCGUGGUUGCAGAUGCUCUAGCUCUCUUCUCCUCUAUCACCGCCACCUUGAUGUUCUUGGCUAUCCUAACUUCGCGCUAUGCCGCAAAAGAUUUCCUCCACUCACUACCAACAAAAAUGAUACUAGGCCUCACCUUUCUCUUCCUCUCUUUGGCCUUUAUGCUCUUGGCUUUUGGCUCUGCUCUUAUGAUCGUCCUAAGCGAACGAUGGAAGUGGAUUUACAUCCCCAUUACUUUGUUGGCUGCCGUCCCUGUCAUAUUGUUCGCAAUCCUACAGCUUCCCUUGUAUGUUCAAAUGGUUGAAUCCACCUAUUGGCCUCGCCUCUAUCGUCCCAUGAAGAUUUGGAAAUGA
Eucalyptus grandis is the source of this 1005-nucleotide messenger RNA. RefSeq lists its product as uncharacterized. NCBI's taxonomy places the organism in Eukaryota, Viridiplantae, Streptophyta, Magnoliopsida, Myrtales, Myrtaceae. The transcript has 3 exons. Bases 1 to 1005 code for a protein of 334 amino acids. The record is from RefSeq and is a predicted model, not a curated record.